AUCAGAAGAACGCUGCAGUGAAAAACUUUGCCCAUCGAAAUGUGGACCUGCUGCCAAACAAGGUCUCACCGAAGGUCUUACAGAAAAUCAUGGAGUCCAACAAGUCUCCUCGUGCUCUGCAGAAAGAGCUGGAUGCCAUUGGAGGUUUUGAUGCCAAAAUGACACUCAGACCAUGCAAGUCAGCUACUUUACCAAGAGUAGACAGACCAAUUAUUCCUAGACCGAAUACUUCUUAUCAUCCAAUACCUGCAAUAAAAGUAUUUCCAAAGAAACAGCCCCCGGAAGAAUUCAAUAAAGUGAAAGUAAAAGGAGCCUUUCCUGUCCUGCCUCCAAUAUCUAAAAAGUGUGCAGCCCCUAGUUUGGUUAAAACAUCCAAACGCACCACAACCUCAGAAGAUUCACUUGUGAAAAAAGGAUUGCCUGUAGUUCCACCAAUACAGUUAAAGACAACUAAAGACAAAACUCCAGGAACAGUUAAAUCACCUCCAGCUACACCUCUGUCUGAUGCAACAAAGCAGCAGAUUGCGAACCUAGAAGACAAUGAUGUGUUUGAAGUUAUUCUGCCACCCAGCUCUUCUCGGUGCAAUACUGGAAGUUUAGAAGCUCAAAAAGGUCCAGCUAAUAUUCCAACAGGUAAUACUAGGAAACACAAUCCAAAGAAAGAGAAUGCUGAAGAAGUAAACAUGCUGUCUCUGAACACACCCUCAAAAGUUUCAGAGAAACAAAAAUACAGAAUGUGUGAUGUACUUUCUUCACAAACACAGUUGUCUCUAGAGGACUUUUGUUUGGACUUUACACCAAGGCAACCAAUACCAGCUGAGAUUCAAGAAAAGUUGGAUAGCUUGGAUAUUGCCUCGAUAACAGUUCCGUUCAAACCUUUCGAAGGAAACAGCCAGUUCUAUGAUGCAAAAGAAAGAAUCCAGGCGUUAGUCACACCUAACAUGUACGAAGGACGCAUGGAAAGCCUUACUGCAGAAGAUGUCCGAUUCAUUCAGUCAAGAAAUGAAGAUAGCUUCCUUUAUCAUCACUUUCAACAAGAUUUCACGGAUGAAACAUUGGAAUCCCCCAGGUAUAUCCCUCGCACUUUUCUUUCCCCAGUUGAAGCGGCUGAAGAGGUUGAUAGAGAAUCUUCUCCAUUAGUGAUGUAUCUCACCCGAACAUUCCUGUCCCCAAUUGAGGAGGUUGAUAGAGAGUCGUGCUUAUCAGCGAAUAAGGUUGUUGUUGAUGUGAAAGCUGUUGAGGAGGAGAAAAGAGGAACACCAAUUAAAAGUUUUCAACAACAGAAGAAGACACAUCAAAGGAAGAUUGAUGGUAUUGAGCAGCAAGACAGUCAGAGGAAAAUAGAGAAGGUUCAAGGUACAAAUGAAAUAUUCUUGGAGAGACUUCAAACUUUAGGUGCGAAAUCAAAUCUGGAGGAAAUGAAACUCACAAAUCGUCUAGCGGUAAUGAAGUCAGAGCUGGAAAAUACACAGAAACGAGCAGACACGGCAAAACAGCAGCUCUCUCAGAGACAAAGAGAGCUGAAGGAGGUUAGGGUCACCAAUAGACUGUUGACAGAGAAGCAACAAAAACUGCAAAAAGAAAUGGAAAUGGUAGAGAGGGAACUAAAGAAGGGUAAAUCCAAAGACAAACAGCUAAGUAACGAAGUGAAGAGGAUGUCUAUUGACCAUGAAAAGCUGAUCUCUCAGGAGGAUCUCAUAAUCCAAGAGAGCCAGCAAAUUGAGAGAAAAUUAAAGAAGAUUAAAUCAGUUAACAAGAAGCGCAAGCAUUUUAGAUAAGUUGAUCCACCCAUCAGGAAUUUAUUUUCUAAAAUAUUUUACAGCUUUUUUCACCAUAUAUUUUUUGUUUGCUCAUUUUUUAAUAUUUGCAAUAACUGAGUUCGUUUUGUGCACCAUUAUUUCUUCAAUCCAUCCUGUUACGUAUAGUUAUGUGUUAUGUGCUUCAUAUCACAUAAUUUUUUAAGGAACUUAGUUGAGAAAAGUUUUCUGAGUAUUUAACCGAUUUUGUUACUUGAUUUUUAA
Messenger RNA from Saccostrea cuccullata (small rock oyster), 2021 nucleotides. RefSeq lists its product as uncharacterized. Bases 90 to 1778 code for a protein of 562 amino acids. Lineage: Eukaryota; Metazoa; Mollusca; Bivalvia; Ostreida; Ostreidae. The record is from RefSeq and is a predicted model, not a curated record. The transcript is spliced from 11 exons.